Molecule: messenger RNA, 501 nt
Organism: Morone saxatilis (striped sea-bass)
Lineage: Eukaryota; Metazoa; Chordata; Actinopteri; Moronidae
Product: vascular cell adhesion protein 1-like
Exons: 2
Coding region: 9-482 (157 amino acids)
Source: RefSeq, a predicted model, not a curated record
UUCACUGAAUGUUACAUAUAGAACCUUUAUCAGACUCUAAUCUGGUUUCUUGUGGUGCAGCUCCUCCGAGGAACACCACUGUCCUCGUCUUGCCGUCUUCAGUGGUCCAGGAGGGACAAAACGUCAUUGUCUGCUGCCAAACCAUCAGCUUCCCACCGUCAGCCGUGGUCCUGAAGAAACUGACCAAUGGGAUGGAGCUAUAUUCCCCCAACGGCACCUUCCUAUUGGUAAAUGUAACGGCUAGAGACUCCGGGCUAUACCAGGUCAACGUGACCAACAGCCUUGGAUACCAGGUCAAAGUCUUCAGCAUCAGCGUCAGAGAAAGAAGCACCAGCCAUCCUCCCAGUCUCAGCGGCAUCAUCAUCCUAGCCGUCUGUGUCGCCACUGGGCUUGCAGCCUCUGCUCUGAUCCUCGACUACCUGAGGAGAUCCAGGAAGAAAGGCUUCUAUCAGCUGCCCCAGUCUGCUCCGCCCUCAGCCUGAGGCUGACACGUGGCUACCA